UUAUUUUCCAAAGUUCCGUAAUACUUUCGAUACCAAGUUUCGUGACAUGACAAGCUGAAUGGAAUAUAAAAGACCUAAGCGCGUGCAUUACUGACAAAACCUGAUUUUGCAUGGACGGUUUCACCAUGGUAGUUAGUGCCGUGAUAGAGUUGCUCGGACAAAUGGCAUUUUCUUUCACAAGGAGCGUCAUGGAACAUUACAACCCUGAAGAACCCGAAUUCACUGCUGAAUCGUUUGGAUUUGAUUAUUUAGAAGACUCACGUCGACAGUGGUAUUCUUAUCCAGUCGAUGAAUUUAUUUAUCAGGAGUACGACGACAGAAAAGGCAUAAACACAAGCUAUCUGGCAGCUAGGAGUAUCAAUGUAACGGUUGUAAACGCUUUUUGUACCAAGGAAGAGGAAACACCCAAAUCGAUUGGCAAUCAGCAAGAAGACAGGGCUAUGGCGUGGAAGCGAUUAAGACCAUCUUUCCUUCACACCAUAUCCAAGUCGCUGUACAUUGGAGCUCUCAUUUCGCUCCUCGCUGCCACCAUCUUAGGUGCAGAAUAUCUGCUCCUUUCAUAUGUUUCUUAUAAAACAUUCGCACAUUGUAAAUACUUCCCAAAGAAAUUAAUUCCACACAGUGUACAAUGGACCAUAACAGAAUGUGACGUCAUCGCCUGUGGCAUCUUUUAUGUCUGUAGCUUUUGUCAUACGAUAUUACUUUUCCUGCAACACCAGAUACAAGGAUUGAAAACCAACUUGGUCCUGAUAUGUUGUCUUUUUUACUGUUUUGACGCACUUUAUCGCGUUAUUUUACAAGUCAUAGGAAGACCUUUCUUCUUGGAGUCCUCUGUAUAUAAAGUUCCUAUGUACGUGUUGUAUACAGCCAGUUAUUGCCUCCAGUUGUGUUAUCUUGCGAGGAAAUUUGGCAUGCGUUCAAGACCAAGAGAAGCCAGUUUGAUAUGUAAGCUGGUCACACCAUUAAUUUUCGCGUUUACUGUCGCCUCAGCUGCUGUAUAUUUUAUUUACCCCGCUUAUAAAUGGCAACAUAAAAGUGGUCAUGGUAGGUUGUUAAUCGCCAUAUUCUCCCCUCUCAUUGGUGUGACUGCUAAAGUCAUUUCACGUAUAUGUGUUCAGCGGUUAUGGAACAUUACACAUCCGGGAUAUUCAUAUAUCUUGCUUGCGCCGUUGUACUUUAGUACAGCGGUUAUUUUUCGAGUCUUACAAGCGGAACUGGGCAGUUUGCUGUAUAUUGCUGCUCUGGGAAUUAUCCAUGGCAUAACAGAAGUCGUGGAACGAAGUGUAAUGGUAGCAGUUGAUCAUUGUUGUCACCAAUUGUGGAGAAGAGAGUCAGCUUCUUGGGGAAGUUUUCGUACUCCUCGUCGCGAAAGACUAAUGGCCGACAUCGCCAUCAUGAGCAUGAUGUUUGAAUCAACUGCUAUAGUUUCUGUCAACGGCUUUUUAUUCUUUUAUCAAUAUUUUUACCUAGAAAACGAUUCCCUUUUAACCUUGCUCCGAUCUUUUUCCAUUACUGUGUUAGUUCAGAUGGUGAUUGAAUGGUUCUUCACGAGUGCAUCUCUGGCGAUCGAAACUCGUUAUCAGAAUUUGCCAGUAAUGGCUGUAUGGCAAAGGCGGUGGAAGCGAUUCGUUUUGGUAGCAUCUGUGACUACGAUACCAAUAGCUAUGUGGACGAGCGGAAACUUAUUGAUGGUUAUAGAUGAGAAUUUUGAAGCCCCUUCAAUCGCGAAUCGGUCUUGCAAAAUGCCUUUCACUUGACAAAACAGCAACCAUAAUUAGACUU
Pocillopora damicornis (cauliflower coral) is the source of this 1782-nucleotide messenger RNA. RefSeq lists its product as uncharacterized. The record is from RefSeq and is a predicted model, not a curated record. Lineage: Eukaryota; Metazoa; Cnidaria; Anthozoa; Scleractinia; Pocilloporidae.